GCCACGUGAAGCUUCCUCGCCCCUAAAGGCCCCACACGGGCAGGGCUAAUGAGAGAGGAAAUUUAAGGACGCCCCAAUCUCUGAGACGCGGAGCCCCGCUGCCGCCCCAAGAGCCGCUCUUGCAACAGCUGCCACCCCCGGCCACAGCGGCCGCCUUGUCCAGCCGAGCGGAGGACGCGGCCGCGGAGCGAUGGCCCGCCGCACCCCGGGCAGGCGCCUCGGGCUGCCGCCGCUGCCGCCGCCGCUGCUGCUGCUCCUGCUGCCGCCGCCGCUGCUGUUGGCCGCCGCGGCGCAGAUGAACCCGGCAGAAGUCUACUAUGCAACUGCGUACUGGAUGCCUGCUGAGAAGACAGUACAAGUCAAAAACAUAAUGGACAAGAAUGGGGAUGCCUACGGCUUUUACAAUAACUCUGUGAAAACCACAGGCUGGGGCAUCCUGGAGAUCCGAGCUGGCUAUGGUGCCCAGGCCCUGAGCAAUGAGGUCAUCAUGUUUGUGGCUGGCUUUUUGGAAGGUUACCUCACUGCCCCACAUAUAUAUGACCACUUCACGAACCUCUACCCUCAGUUGAUCAAGAAACCUUCCAUCGUGGAUAAAGUUCAGAAUUUUAUGGAUAAGCAAGAUGAGUGGACCCGGAAAAACAUCAAAGAAUACAAGGAUGACUCAUUUUGGAGACAUACAGGCUAUGUUAUGGCACAACUGGAUGGGCUAUACGUAGGGGCAAUGAAGAGGGCUAUAUUAGAAGGAACAAAGCCCUUGACCCUGUUCCAGAUUCGGUUCCUGAAUGCAGUUGGAGAUCUAUUGGAUCUAAUUCCCUCACUCUCCCCCACAAAAAAUACCAGUCUGAAGGUUUUUAAGAGAUGGGACAUGGGACAUUGCUCUGCUCUUAUUAAGGUUCUUCCUGGAUUUGAGAACAUCUAUUUUGCUCACUCAAGCUGGUACACAUACGCAGCCAUGCUCAGGAUAUAUAAACACUGGGACUUCAAUAUCAAGGAUAAAGACACCAGCAGUAGUCGCCUCUCUUUCAGCAGUUACCCAGGGUUUCUGGAGUCUCUGGAUGACUUCUACAUUCUCAGCAGUGGUCUGAUACUGCUGCAGACUACGAACAGCGUGUACAAUAAAACGCUACUAAAGGAGGUGAGACCCGAGACUCUUCUGGCCUGGCAGAGGGUCCGUGUGGCCAAUAUGAUGGCAGAUAAUGGCAAGAGCUGGGCAGAGAUCUUCUCAAAAUACAACUCUGGCACCUACAACAAUCAGUACAUGGUCCUGGACCUGAAGAGGGUAAAGCUGAACCACAGCCUUGGCAAAGGCACUCUGUACAUUGUGGAGCAAAUUCCCGCAUACGUAGAAUAUUCUGAACAAACGGAUGUUCUACGGAAAGGAUAUUGGCCCUCCUACAACAUUCCUUUCCAUGAAAAAAUCUACAACUGGAGUGGCUAUCCCUUGCUAGUUCAGAAGUUGGGUUUGGACUACUCUUAUGAUUUAGCUCCAAGAGCCAAAAUCUUCCGGCGUGACCAAGGGAAAGUGACCAAUAUGGCAUCCAUGAAAUAUAUCAUGAGAUACAACAAUUAUAAGAAGGAUCCUUAUAGUAAGGGUGAUCCCUGCAAUACCAUCUGCUGCCGUGAGGACCUGAACUCACCUAACCCAAGUCCCGGAGGUUGCUACGACACGAAGGUGGCGGAUAUCUACCUAGCAUCGCAGUACACAGCCUAUGCCAUCAGUGGCCCCACAGUACAAGGCGGCCUCCCUGUUUUCCACUGGAACCGUUUCAACAAAACUCUCCAUCAGGGCAUGCCAGAGGCUUACGACUUUGAUUUUAUUACCAUGAAACCAAUUCUGAAACUUGACAUAAAAUGAAGGAGGGAGAUGAGGGAAUAGAAGGGAAUAAAAGGCUGCAAAUAGGAAACCAAAGGUACUAUUUUAGCUAUGUUUUUUCUGUCAGAAUUACUCUUAAUAAAAUACAGUAAAUUCAUCUGUCACUUU
This is a messenger RNA of Propithecus coquereli (Coquerel's sifaka), 1981 nucleotides long. RefSeq names its product phospholipase B domain containing 1 (gene PLBD1). The transcript is spliced from 11 exons. Gene Ontology annotation, biological process: phospholipid catabolic process. Lineage: Eukaryota; Metazoa; Chordata; Mammalia; Primates; Indriidae. Bases 191 to 1855 code for a protein of 554 amino acids. Gene Ontology annotation, molecular function: glycerophospholipase activity. The record is from RefSeq and is a predicted model, not a curated record. Gene Ontology annotation, cellular component: extracellular region.